UGUGUUUUUUGUUUUCGUUUCUUGUGUUAUGUUGUUCGUUGAAUCAAAUUGAUUUGGGUGUAUUUCAAUUUAUCAGAUUUGGGCGUGUUUUGUUGGGAGGUUGUAGGAAUGAAUUCUAAAUUGUUUUGUUGAUGCAGUAGAUCGAAUUUCAAGAUGACUACUUUGUUGAUGGAUCCUUUGUUGAUGCGUUUUCUCAGUUUGUUGGGAGGUUGUAGGAAUGAAUUCUAAAUUGUGGCUAACAACUUGAAUUUGAAGAAUUCGAAUGUCGUAAGUCCUAGAAAUAUACCGGAAGAUUGUGAUGAGGAAGCAGAGGGAGUCCAGAGCAAGGAGAGGUGGGAUUAUGUGAAAGUUAACAUGGAUGGGAUUGUUAUUGGAAGAAAAGUUUGUGUACUUGAUCAUAGUGGCUACUCGAGCCUUGCAUUUCAACUAGAAGACAUGUUUGGUAGACAAUCUGUAUCUGGGUUGAGGUUGUUCCAGGUUGGAUCUGAGUUUUCACUUUUUUACAAGGACAGAGAUGACAAUUGGAGAACUGUUGGUGAUGUUCCAUGGAGGGAAUUCGUAGAAUGUGUGAAGCGGCUAAGGAUUGCGAGAAAGAACUGAGCUAUUCUUCCCUGUUAUGCGAAAUUGAACUAAUUUUUCUUCUCUCUCUCUGAUGUAUGUUCUUAUAAUGUCCCUGACUUGGAGGAAACUAGUGUAAAAUUACAUAUCUAAGGAUUCCAUAGCUGGAUGCAACAAUGUAUAACAUUAUUGUUCUCAUCAGUCUAAAUUUUACUUGUGAGUUGUCAAACAUUCUUGUGCAUGAUAUGGAAGUCCCCA
Rosa rugosa (rugosa rose) is the source of this 816-nucleotide messenger RNA. Its product is annotated as auxin-responsive protein IAA34-like. Gene Ontology annotation, molecular function: protein binding. The coding region runs from base 355 to 600 and encodes 81 amino acids. The record is from RefSeq and is a predicted model, not a curated record. Gene Ontology annotation, biological process: regulation of DNA-templated transcription. The transcript has 3 exons. Gene Ontology annotation, cellular component: nucleus. Lineage: Eukaryota; Viridiplantae; Streptophyta; Magnoliopsida; Rosales; Rosaceae.